GCGGCGUGGUCGCGUUGUGUUCAAUGGACGAAGUGUAGGACCUCUCAGGGCCGGAGGAGCGAUAUAUUUAUUUUGGGCGAACAGGGUUAGAAAACUCUCAGAAGCAGUUUACUGGUCGAUUAAAUCUCUUUGGCGAAGGAAACCAGACCGGACAAAAUGAAGUACAUUAUAGGAAUCGGCGGGGUGACCAAUGGUGGGAAAACCACACUGACCAACAGGUUGAUUAAAGCCUUGCCUAACUGUUGUGUGGUACACCAAGAUGACUUUUUCAAGCCACCGGAUCAGAUACAAGUGGGAGAAGAUGGCUUUAAACAGUGGGAUGUGAUAAAUGCGCUGGAUAUGGAGGCCAUGGUGAACACCAUCAAAGGCUGGGUGGAGAACCCAGUCAAGUUCGCGAGAUCUCACGGCAUACAGGUGGCUCCAACCACGGAAAUGGGCCCUCCAGAGAACCAGAUCCACAUUCUAAUCGUGGAGGGAUUUCUUCUGUAUAACUACAAGCCUCUGAUGGACGUGUAUGACAAAUGUUAUUACAUCACCAUCCCUUACGAGGAGUGCAAAAGGAGGAGAAGUACGAGACAGUACACCGUCCCUGACCCUCCUGGUCUGUUUGACGGUCAUGUGUGGCCCAUGUACUUGAAGCACAGAGCAGAGAUGGAGACGAGCUGUUUGCCCAUCGAAUACCUGAGUGGCUUGAAAACGAAAGAGGAGAUCUACAAUCAGGUGUAUGAAGACAUCCACAAUACACUUUUGAAUCGUUUAUAGCAGGAGCAUCCUGAGCAGCAGCUCCGUGUACAGACCUGUAAAUAUCUUCCAUCAAGAUUUUUUUUUAAAACAUUUUACACCAAAUGUAAUUGUAUUUGUAAAUAGGAUGUUGGAAUGUUAACUUAUCAUGUCUUUUGGAGGAACAUCUUCAUUUUUAGUUUUUGUGUUCUUUUGGGUUGUGUGGGUUUUUUUGUUUUUGUUUUUUUUUUUUUCUUCAAACUUCCAUUUGAACAUGUUAUUCAAGGCAGUGCCUAGUUACUCUUAUUCUUAUUCCAUGCAGGCAGUCACCUCAUUACCAAUCUGAAAAUGCUUGCUAAUAAAUUCAUUUCUUACUGUUGAGUCAGUCA
This is a messenger RNA of Pygocentrus nattereri (red-bellied piranha), 1109 nucleotides long. RefSeq names its product muscle-specific beta 1 integrin binding protein (gene mibp). Bases 157 to 762 code for a protein of 201 amino acids. The record is from RefSeq and is a predicted model, not a curated record. Lineage: Eukaryota; Metazoa; Chordata; Actinopteri; Characiformes; Serrasalmidae. Gene Ontology annotation, cellular component: cytoplasm. The transcript is spliced from 8 exons.